AUGGCUUCCAUUGAUUUGACGGAGGCCUAUCUGCACAUUCCUAUUAGGAAAGAUCACCGUAAAUUUCUUAGGUUUUGUUUUAAGGGUUUUCAUUUUCAGUAUAGGGCUCUACCCUUUGGGUUAUCUUCGGCCCCCAGAGUUUUUACUAAAGUCAUGGCGGUCCUGUUGGCCCAUAUUCGGGGGUUUCCAGUUAGGCUUCAGGCUUACCUAGAUGAUAUUCUCAUUUUGUCAACCUCAAGGGAAAGAGCAAAUAGGGAUAUAGCCUUGACCAUAGAGAUAUUACAAUCACACGGGUUCUUGAUAAACUGGGAUAAGAGUCACUUAGUUCCUUCUACCAUCAUCACACACUUAGGGGCGCAAAUAGAUUCACGUAAAUCGAUGGUCUAUUUAUCGACAGAACGUCAAGCUAAUUUGGCUGAGUUGGCCUGUAUAUCUAGGUUGUCACAUUCAGUUCCAUUAGAUCAACUUUCUAAGCUUCUUGGGAAAAUGGUUUCGUCGUACGAUGUUGUUCCUUGGUCUCGCCUUCAUAGUCGGCCUCUUCAGUGGUUCCUCUUGCCACAUCAAAGAGAACACCGCAGCUCAUCAAGACGCCGGGUGUCUCUUCCACGGGAGGUGGCCGACUCUUUGACCUGGUGGAAUCCAGAGAUGUUAGCCAGAGGUUCAGUCUUCAGAGAGCCAGCGAGACUGGUCAUCUCCACCGACGCCAGUCUUUCGGGAUGGGGAGCGCAUCUCGAUCAACACCUAGCCCAGGGCAAGUGGUCUCCCUCGGAAUGCCACCAUGGCAUCAACUUUCUGGAAUUACGUGCCAUACGUCUGGCUCUUCUGGCAUUCAAGGACCUUAUCCAGGACAGGGAUGUCCUUGUCCUCACGGACAACGUGACGGCAAAGGCGCAUAUAAACAGGUGGGGUGGCACUCAUUCUCGCUCGCUUAUGACGGAAGCGCUCUCCCUCGGUCAUUGGACCGAAUCCCACUUGCGCUCUUUGAAAGCGGAACACAUUGCGGGAACAGACAAUUGCACGGCGGACUCCCUCAGUCGUCGGACCAUCGAUCAUUCGGAAUGGUCAUUGUCCCCAGCGAACUUCCAGGAGUUAUCAAACCGCUUCGGGCUUCCACGGGUGGAUUUGUUCGCCUCCCACUCCAACAAUCAAGUUCCUCGGUUCUUUUCGAGGUUCCGCUCUCGGGGGGCGGAGUCAGUGGAUGCCCUCCGCAGCAAGUGGCCGCCGGGUCUCCUGUAUGCCUUUCCACCAAUUCCACUGAUCCCUCGGGUGAUAAGAAAACUACUCACAGAAAAGGCGGAGUUGAUAUUGGUCGCCCCAUUCUGGCCCAGGAGACCCUGGUUUGCAGAUCUGAUGUCUCUCUCAAUCCGAGAACCUUGGAGGAUACCGGACGACCAGGUUUCUCUCCACCAGGGACCUGUCUCACAUCCCGAUCCGCAAUGGUUACGUCUAGCCGUGUGGAGAUUGAGCGGGGCAUCUUAACUAGGGCAAAGGUUCCAUGCCAAGCCAUUCCAACUAUGCUGGCCUCACGCCGGGAUUCUACCAAAAGGAUUUAUGAGGCCACUUGGCGCGCCUUCGUGGACUGGUGCACGUCACAGGGGAUAGUAGCAUCUGAGGCUUCAGUGCUAGACAUCCUGGCUUUUCUGCAGCGAGGUCUCGAUGCCGGGCUGGCGACCAAUACACUCAAAAGACAAGUGGCGGCGAUUUCUUCAGUAUUGAGAUGUGGGUCACUCAUUCCUCUUUCAAAGGAACCUCACAUUCAACAGUUUCUCCGGGGAGCUUCUAAUAUCAACCCUCCGGUAGUCCAUCGUUUUCCAACCUGGCGAUUGAACGCAGUGCUCACCGCUCUGACCAGGACACCCUUUGAACCAUUGAGGGAAUCAUCUCUUCGGUUUCUGUCGCUCAAAGUCGCCUUUCUAAUUGCCAUUACCUCGGCUCGCAGGAUAUCGGAACUGUCGGCCCUGUCUGUGCGACAUGAUCUCUGUAAGUUCUUCAACGAUAGAGUGGUGUUACGACUGGACUCUACCUUUCUCCCUAAAGUUAACAGUCAGUUCCAUAGAGCUCAAGAAAUAGUUUUACCUGACUUCUGUCCAAAUCCCAGGCAUCACUUAGAGAAAGUGUGGCACACUCUGGACGUAAGGAGAGCAUUGAAGAUCUACAUUGAUCGUACGGCGUCGUUCCGUAGAACGGAGGCGCUCUUUGUGUCGUUCCAACCACUUUCUAUGGGACUAAAAGUGACCAAAUCGGUUCUCGCUAGGUGGAUCAGAGCUACGAUAGCUACGGCUUAUGAGAAUCUGUCUCUACCGGUGCCUCGCAAUAUUACGGCACACUCGACCAGGAGUGCAGCUUCAUCGGCAGCCUGGGGCGCCCAGGCAUCAAUCGAUGAGAUCUGCAGAGCGGCGACUUGGUCUACUCCCUCUUCGUUUAUUCGACACUACCGGGUGGAUUCCUAUGCAUCGGCCGACGCUGCGUUUGGCAGACGCGUCCUACAGACGGUCCUCUCUCAACAAUGACAGGCCGCCAUCAUCCCUCCCGUACUACACGAGGGCCUACGCCUGGAUCCUCGCCGAAAAAGCUGGAAGGAAAGAGAGGGCGGGGACCAUAAGCAACAACUUUCAAGACUCGGUCCAAUCAGCAAACGAGGAGAUUAACCCAUUCCUGACGGCCGUUUUCCCCUCUCC
This is a messenger RNA of Ahaetulla prasina, 2678 nucleotides long. RefSeq lists its product as uncharacterized. Gene Ontology annotation, biological process: DNA integration; DNA recombination. Gene Ontology annotation, molecular function: DNA binding. Lineage: Eukaryota; Metazoa; Chordata; Lepidosauria; Squamata; Colubridae. The transcript is spliced from 2 exons. The coding region runs from base 717 to 2510 and encodes 597 amino acids. The record is from RefSeq and is a predicted model, not a curated record.